UUUCUGUCUGUCAGAAUAAUUUGAUCAACCAAACAUUGAGCAAUAACAGUUCAAGGAAAUAUAAUUAUUGUCGACUAUAGAAAUUACUUUUGUUAUUGACACGAAAACAUUUGAAAAAAGUGCAAAACGGUGUGAAUUUUAUCCUGGAAACAUGGUGUACAUUAAAGGAGAUGGGACAGUGGUGGAGCGCACCCCUUUUAGCUUGUUUGGAUGGUUUUGGGGCAUUGUGAACUUUAUCUUCUUAUUGUUCCAGACUCUGAUCAACCCUAACUACAGCAAGCAUGGAGACAAGUACGUGAGAGACUUCAGGCCUCCAGGCAGCGGGCCACCAAAACCACCAUCGAGGAAGUUCGGCGGCUUCGGACCCUCGGGUUCAGGUCCCUCUCCACCUCCAAUGGGAGGAUGCGGCUGUGGGUAACCCCAACAACACUAUACACGACUGUAACCAAGUAACAUUAUAUAACUUUAAUAAAUAAUGGCUUCUAGGUUUAACAAUUUAAGCAAUUUCCCAUCAGACACACUUUGGACUUGUAUUACAUACAUUUUAUGUAAGAAAAUCUAUAAGCAUGCAUGAAACAACCAUGGUGCUACAACCAUGUAUUAAAAUACUGUAAUAAUGUGCAAUGCAACAGUUAUUGUUGUAGGCGUACAGGUCAAUCUGUAUGUUCGCAAUUUCAAACAGGUCCCUGGAUAAUGUUCUAUGUGCGAUAGUUAGCAAGAUGUGUGGGCAAUGUCACAUUACGAUAUUUAGAUCUGAGUGUUAUAUAAGUAUGUAAUAAAAUCUUCUCUUGUCGUAUCUGCCACACAAUUUGCCCGCUACACUAACUGUCUCAACAUCACCACUUAUAUAUUAUUUCGAUAAAUAUUCCACAUUUGUCUUUCUUAGAUUAUGUUAAUUUAGUUUUACUAAAAAUACUUAAUGAUUCCUAAAGUUAAUUGUUUAGUUAAAAAUUAUGCUUUAUUUCGAGUUUAAAAUGAUAAAUCUGUUAUUGUCAUGAAUUAAAAAUUCUUUAUUUUCAAAUUCUCUAUUUCAUAUAAUUAUUUUGACGAAAACACGAUGCGUGUCAAUCUAUCAGCAUUAUGUUUAAUCAAUUAUUUAUCCUCAAUUUCCUAAUUUCAUCUCUGAAAGGUUAAAUAAAACACAGUUUGCAUCAGAUAACUUGUUUAUUAACACCACACAACUAUUGUAUAGACGUCGAAGUAAAUAAAUAAAAUUAACUAUAAAUACCUAAA
Spodoptera litura is the source of this 1233-nucleotide messenger RNA. RefSeq names its product selenoprotein K. Lineage: Eukaryota; Metazoa; Arthropoda; Insecta; Lepidoptera; Noctuidae. The record is from RefSeq and is a predicted model, not a curated record.